Messenger RNA from Bradysia coprophila, 697 nucleotides. RefSeq names its product chloride nucleotide-sensitive channel icln (gene icln). The record is from RefSeq and is a predicted model, not a curated record. Gene Ontology annotation, cellular component: cytosol; pICln-Sm protein complex; spliceosomal complex. Lineage: Eukaryota; Metazoa; Arthropoda; Insecta; Diptera; Sciaridae. Gene Ontology annotation, biological process: mRNA cis splicing, via spliceosome; spliceosomal snRNP assembly.
AAAUUUUACAUUGUGUGAGCACACAGACUGACCGAAAGGUUUUUUUAUAAUAAUUUGUUGGAUAUAAACAAAACAAACAAAAUGGUUGUAAUAUCACCGAUUUCCAUGCCAGAAGAAGGCCGACUGUAUGAAGCGUCCAACGUUAAAUUAAAGAUUGAUGAAACACAACUCAAUGCCGGGUCUUUAUACUUCACAAGCACCUCCUUGUUGUGGCAAGCCGACGGCAGAACUGACGGUCUAUCGAUUCCAUGGACUAAAAUCAGUUUGCAUGCGAUAUCAACCGAUCCCGUCAAAUGUGUCUACUUUAUGAUUGACUAUCGUCUGCAAUGGCCUGGUGUAAUACUGGAACGAAAUGGCAGCAAUGGAAACGGCAACGUUAGCGAAAAUGAUGAUGAUGUCGAUGAGGGAAAUUAUGAUGAUGAGGAUGCGGAAAUGACUCAAAUGUGGUUGAUACCGGGUGAUGUUGAAGAAGUUGACAAAAUUUACGGCGCAAUGAUUCAGUGUCAAGUCCUGAAUCCGGAUCCAAAUGAUAGCUUAUCGGAAGGCGAGGAAUUCAUGGAAGCUCUGGAUGAAAAUGAGGAUGAAGUGGUCGAAGAAGAUAUGCAGAAUCUCAGUAUCAAUGAUGGAAGGUUUGCCGACGCCGACGAAGAUUAGAAAACUCCUUGAGUACUGCAUUUUCGGAUGUUGGAGUACUUUC